AUGCCACAGGCCAAAACCAUUGCGAUCGUCAAUGCCACCGGCCGUCAAGCCGCGUCCCUCAUCCGCGUCGCUUCGGCCGUCGGAUACGCCGUGCGCGCCCAAGUCCACACCCUCGAGGGCGUCAUCCCCCAGGAGCUCGCCAGCCUGCCCGGCGUCUCGCUCUUCCAGGGCCCGCUGCUCAACAAUGUCGCCCUCAUGAACACCCUCUUCAAGGGCGCCACCCACGCCUUCAUCAACACCACCUCCCAGGCUGGCGACGAGGUGGCCAUCGGCCGCGCCCUCGCCGACGCCGCAAAGCGCGCAGGCUCCAUACAGCACUACGUCUACAGCAGCAUGCCAGACCACUCCGUCUACAACCCAAACUGGAUCAGCCUGCCGCUCUGGAGCUGCAAGUUCGCCGUCGAGAACUACGUGCGCCAGCUGGGGCUGCCUGCGACCUUUGUGUAUGCGGGCAUAUACCACAACAACUUCACUAGCUUGCCCUACCCGCUGUUCUGCAUGGAGCUGAUGCCCGAUGGAGGCUUCGAGUGGCGCUCUCCCUUUCUACCUGACAUUCCGCUGCCUUGGCUGGACGCUGAGCAUGACGUUGGGCCGACGGUGCUGCAGCUCUUCAAGGACGGCCCUAAACGCUGGAACGGCGACAGAAUUGCGCUGGCUUUCGAGACGCUGACGCCACGCCAGGUAUGCGCUGCCUUCUCCCGCGCCCUCCAGCGUCCCUGCAGAUACACCUGGUGCCCCAAGGUCGAGAUCAAAGUGUCCGUCCCCUCCGGCUACCGCGAGCAGCUGGAAGGCAUCGAGAUCCUCUUCGGCCAGAUGAAGGCGCCUUACUUCCCCAACCCGGAGUUCCACACUCCCGCGCGUCUGGCGGGCUCAGAGAAGCCUGUCCUGCUGGAGCCAGGGCCGGACGGGGUGGUUCCUUCGCCUGUGGUCGACGAGGCGCGCAGUCUGUGGGAAGGAUGGCGGAGCAUGGAGGAGUAUGCGCGCGAGGCCUUUCCCGUCGAGGAGGAAGCCAACGGCCUGGACUGGAUGCUGUAG
Nannizzia gypsea CBS 118893 is the source of this 1035-nucleotide messenger RNA. RefSeq names its product nitrogen metabolic regulation protein. Lineage: Eukaryota; Fungi; Ascomycota; Eurotiomycetes; Onygenales; Arthrodermataceae. The record is from RefSeq and is a predicted model, not a curated record. The transcript is spliced from 2 exons. Bases 1 to 1035 code for a protein of 344 amino acids.